AUGGAUGGUAUUAUUGAAAUCACAGCAGAUAGCUCAUUAACUUCUGAAGGUUUAUCUGCAUGCUUGAACCGUAAUGACCCUCCUGUGAUUGUAAAGAACAACAAGACGAAACAAAUCCGUACAAAUGAGGCUUCUGAAGAAAUCGAAAUAUUGGAUGGGAUUUCCCUUUUAUCUUCCCCUCAACUAGAUGUUCCGAAUGAACCAGUCGUGAAGACUAAUACCGCAGUCAAUAAUUCUAUUGAGUUUGAUCUUCCCUUCGUGAAUGAUAGUACUAAUAGCAACGUGAAAUCUACAAACUCCGAUAACAUGUCACACGUAAAGCCUAGUCAAGCAAAUGGUAAAAGUUUCAAAAGAACCCGUAGUUUAUUGGAUGAUAUCAGAGAUGAGCUUGGUAGCGACACCUCUAGUAGUGAGGACUCCAUAGAUGUUGACUUUAAUCAAUUGAAUGGCUCGAUCUUCAAAAAGACUGAACAUAACAGAAGACGGAGACUCUUUCAAAAAGAUAAGAAAGAGGUAAUAGCCCAAACAACAGCUGAAAUUGCUGUCAAUUCGACAGAUGAUAUCAUCGUGAUAGAUGAAACGGAAUCAUCUGUCCCAAAACCCUUUGAAGACAGUUCUAAAAUGAUCCAACCAUCACAGGACUUACUCAAGGAUUUCCUGGCAUCCUCCCAGGUGUCGACAAACAGUGAUGUAACACGUAAGAAAAAUUUUGCACAGAUAUGUAUCUUUUCUGAUGAUGAUAAUAUUGUUACUAGCUCACAAAAUACUAAAAAGAAAUCAACAACUUCUCAGAAUUCUGAAAUAAUGCGAAAAAGAAAGAAAUCUAACAUAAGGUUAUUGACGAAGAAUACAGAAAACGAACUUCCUACAGUUGAUCUUGAUAUUAGUUUGUUUCUAGACGAUGAGAACUUUGAUGUGACACCGAUAAAUAUUUCUAAAAAGAGAACAUCUUCAGUUAUCGAGAAACGUGAAAGAAGUAAAGAAAAGGUUGCUCCAAUUAUUCAAAGAUCUCAAACAAUGGGAUUGAGCGAUAAACCAGGCGCACAAUCUGGUACCCUGGCUAAUGGGACAAGCUUUGUGGAUAUGCUUUCGAAGUAUAUUAUCAAUGGUCGAGACUUUUCAGAUGAAGAAUCAACACAUUUGAUAAAACAAUCAUUACAGAAUGAUAAAAAUAAAUUUAGGCAGGUUAAUCAGAUUUAUCGAGAUAAUCAAAAGGCACGAGAAUGUAUUAUUGUCGAUAUGCCUAAGUCAUUAAUUGAUACAUUUAAGGAUACUAAGAUUAGUGUUGAAGAAUUACUUGAACCUGGUAAAAUGCGUAGAGGCUAUGUAGAUCAUUUACCAAUUAUUAGAUUUUUUAGGCACUGUGACAGCAUAUAUGAUUUUAAACACGAUUAUUAUUACCCUAGCGAAAACCAACUUUUGGAAGAGAAUGUAGCAUUACUUUUUUAUGAUUCUAAAGACUUUUUUGAUCAAUAUGUUAAUAAAAAGAUUGAACUAUACAAGGGUAUACAUUUUUACACAAAACAGGGUAAACAGAUUAUUGUUGUUCUUAAUGAUAUAAAUAAAUUUAAACGUCAACUAGAAGCAGUUGAAGAUAAACAGUACAAGGAGAAGGUCAAUGAACAAUUGGUUGGUGAAGCAGAAGUUCCCAAAACCAGACCUAAAUCUUCUUCAAACCUUGCCAUGGCGGAAAAACUAGGAUUGAGUACAUUUACUUUAGAACAAAAGAUACGAUUUAUUGAUCGAAAGUGGGGGGUCCAAAUCGUUACUGUUAACUCUACCAUGGAAUUCAUUCAUUCUCUUCCUAAUAUAACAACCUUGAUUGCGAAAAAGAGGAUGGAUCCCACCUUACGGUUUUUGAAGUACGCUUAUAUUAAUGUAAAAUCGGGGAUUGAUCAAUCUGAUAUGUUACGCAAAGUUAUGCAUGAUAUUGGGAAAAUUCCUGAUCUAAAAGCAGGUAGUAUUGUGAGAACAUAUCCCAAGUUUUGUCAGUUGUUGAGCGAUUUCGAAAAUGGUCAAUUAAGAUCCGAUGCGAACGGUAAUUAUCUGAUGACACCUGCUAUGGAAACUAGACUAUUCAAGCUUUUUACGUCUAACGAUCCUUCAGAAACGUUGCUUUAA
Messenger RNA from Maudiozyma saulgeensis, 2121 nucleotides. Lineage: Eukaryota; Fungi; Ascomycota; Saccharomycetes; Saccharomycetales; Saccharomycetaceae. The record is from the annotation of a GenBank genome assembly.